AUGCAGCUGUACUGCCGCAGCCAGCCCUUAUUAGAUAUUUUAGCAAGAUUAUCAAGGCAAAGACUAAAUGAAUACAUAAAAGACACUGGGAAAGGGAUGACAAAUUUAGGGACAAAUAAGACACUGCCAAAGAAAGCCACCGAGAAUAUACCAACUCAAAUUUUGAACCCAAAACUUUAUUGUGUGCAAACUACAGCUUUAAAUGACAUCACUCUGGAUCCCAAAUUCGAGGAAGGGAUGUUGGUGUGGUGCAAGUAUCUGUACUGGCCAGUGGUGGUGAAAGCAGUGAAGGAGAAGCACCAGAGGGUCUGUGUGCUCUUCAUAGAUGGCACCACAAGAGAGGAAAAAGGUUUCUCAAUGUCUCUGAAGAGCCUGAAGCACUUCUACUGUGAGGAGAAGCAGAAGCUCAUUGAACAAACCAAGGAAAACUAUUCCAGGGAAAUUGAGUGGUGCCUCCAGCUGAUCCUGGACUAUGGGAUCCAAGUGGGCUGUCAUUCUUUCACCAGGUCCUUCCUGGAGUAUUUUGCUGCUGAUAUCAGCUACCCAGUGAGGAAAGAGGGAGACCAGAGUGUGGUGCAGAUGGCAUUCCCAAACACAGGGGAGGAAGGGGUUGGACAGCCUUCGUCAGACACCUCUCCUCAGAAACCCCUGAGGAAGCUCCUCCCUGACAGGACCAGAGCUGCCAGGGACAGGUAGAACAAGAAGCUGGUGGACUUCAUAGUGGAGAGCAAAGGGACUGAAGGGCAUCUCCUGAAGAUCUUGAAAACUGGGAAACAAUCCUGCUGGCUGAAGAAAUUCCUGAACUCCAGCUGGCACAUGACCUGUGUGGAGACUUAUUUGGAGGAUGAGGAGCAGCUGGACCUGGUGGUUGGGUACCUGAAGGAGGUGUACAGGAAGAUGGACACCAAGAACCUGCACCAGAUCCUGGGGGAUGGCAUCAGAUUCAUCUCAGAUGUGCUUUUACCUGAGGCCAUCAUCUGUGCCAUUGCUGCCAUGGAUGACAUUGAUUAUGAGAAGGCAGAAGAGAAGUACAUUAAAGGACCACCUGUGAGCAAAAGAGAGAGAGAGUUGUUUGAUGAGCAAGUCCUGGGAAGCAAAACACUCAAGAUGAAGCUGGAGACUGUGGCGAGCUGAGG
Messenger RNA from Motacilla alba alba, 1136 nucleotides. Its product is annotated as PWWP domain-containing DNA repair factor 3A-like. NCBI's taxonomy places the organism in Eukaryota, Metazoa, Chordata, Aves, Passeriformes, Motacillidae. The record is from RefSeq and is a predicted model, not a curated record.